Haemonchus placei is the source of this 279-nucleotide messenger RNA. Lineage: Eukaryota; Metazoa; Nematoda; Chromadorea; Rhabditida; Trichostrongylidae. The record is from the annotation of a GenBank genome assembly.
AUGCAUGGUAACUCGCAGUUCCAGAAGCCCUCUCAUUUACGAUGGACAUGGGAGUCACUUGGUGGACAGUUCCGUGACGAAGUAGACCACAUCAUCUUCAGUCGGAGGUUUUGCCUGAUUGAUGUCGCUGUUGUUCCGAAGCUCUACACGGAAUCGGAACAUAGUCAUCCCCACGCUAGAUCCUGCUUCUCAGUGCGCGGAAAGAGAGCACGACUAUGCUUAGGGAACAUGCCCCAAGACCUCCAUCAACUGGGACCACUUCGCUUCCCUUGCGUGUAA